Daldinia loculata is the source of this 1168-nucleotide messenger RNA. Its product is annotated as mitochondrial triosephosphate isomerase. The record is from RefSeq and is a predicted model, not a curated record. Gene Ontology annotation, molecular function: triose-phosphate isomerase activity. Bases 162 to 989 code for a protein of 275 amino acids. Gene Ontology annotation, cellular component: cytosol. The transcript has a single exon. Gene Ontology annotation, biological process: gluconeogenesis; glycerol catabolic process; glycolytic process. NCBI's taxonomy places the organism in Eukaryota, Fungi, Ascomycota, Sordariomycetes, Xylariales, Hypoxylaceae.
CGACAACAAACGCAAGUGACAUCUCAACUGCAUAACUACAAUUUUACAUGUAACCCGUAAUCCUGUUUGCUCUAAUGCUUCUCUUCCAAUUUAGCCUCAAAUUGAAAUAGUUACUUGUCACAUUACAUUACAUUACAUUACAUUAUUACACCACACCAACCAUGAUCUCACCCACACCCACACCCACACUCCCUCCCAGUCGCCGCAUCGUCGGCGUCUCCACAAAGAUGUACUUUUCCGCCGCCCGGACAAAGCAAUACGUCGACGAGCUACUGCAAAUCCUUUCUUCCCCUCCAAACUCCCCCGCUACAAACCAAAACCUCCUGAACAACAUUGACAUCUUCAUAAUUCCCGACCACAUAACCCUCACCUCCGUCAUCACCCAACUCCAACACUCCCGCCCCCCCAUCCCUAUCCUCCCCGGUGCCCAAGACGCCUUCCACGAAGACGCCGGCGCCUACACCGGGGAAAUAUCCCCCGCCGUCCUCGCCGAAGUAGGCUGUCGUAUCGUAGAACUAGGCCACGCCGAGCGCCGCCGUAUCUUCGGCGAGACAGACGCCGACACCGCGCGCAAAGCCGCUGCCGCGGCGCGGAACGGUUUAAUUCCGUUAAUCUGUAUCGGGGAGCGCUCAAAGGCAGACGGGGAAGCGGGUGUUAGAGUCGCCGUCGACGAGUGUAGAACGCAAGUCGAAGCUGUGCUUGUCGCGCUCCCUACUACCGCGGAGGUGGUAUUGGCCUACGAGCCUGUCUGGGCGAUCGGGGCGGUAGAGCCCGCGGGCGCGGAGCAUGUGGUUGCUGUUACGCAGGCUAUCCGGGGCCUGGAGUGCGUGCGGAGUCGUGAGGGAAGCACGAGGAUCCUGUAUGGGGGGAGUGCUGGGCCGGGGCUUUUCGCGCAGCUGAAGGAUGGAGUGGACGGGCUGUUUUUGGGACGGUUUGCGCAUGAUCCGGCGCAGUUUUAUAAGACGAUUGUGGAGGUGGCUACGGCGUGACGUAUACUUAGCUGGAUAGGGGGGAGAAGUAAUGAUGGCAAUAUGAUGGCAAUAUGAUGGCAAUACCUCUGGAGCACUUGUAGAUACCGUCGAUAUACGUUGUCAAUAGCUGUAAACAUAUUCCAACAAAAUCCAAUCCAGACUAAUGACUUAAUAUGAAUGAGGCGCGAUUUACAGCG